This is a messenger RNA of Ruditapes philippinarum (Manila clam), 1816 nucleotides long. Its product is annotated as DNA damage-inducible transcript 4-like protein. NCBI's taxonomy places the organism in Eukaryota, Metazoa, Mollusca, Bivalvia, Venerida, Veneridae. The record is from RefSeq and is a predicted model, not a curated record. Gene Ontology annotation, biological process: regulation of TOR signaling; apoptotic process; negative regulation of signal transduction. Bases 227 to 850 code for a protein of 207 amino acids. Gene Ontology annotation, cellular component: cytoplasm. The transcript has 3 exons.
CGCUCAUGACGAAUUGAAUCAGCUGUUCGUCAGAAGUGAACCAGCUAGUGAACGGGACGUUUCAAUUAAAUUAACGCUUUAAUAAAAUAAUUGGAAAAAACUUAGACGGACGAACAAAAUAAUUAAAAGAACUGUUAUUAGAUAUAAGUGUAGAUCUAUAUAUUUUACUUUAAACGAAAUAAUAAUUUGAAUAAUUUUAGUUCGUCUGCUUGGCGAUCGAUUUGACAUGGAAAAUUCCACAGUGCCAGAAACAAAGAAAGAUGUUUUAAAGAUGGUGCAUAAGUUUAAAACAACAUUUCAACGACUGUUAAGUAGAGAAAAUCAAAAUGUUAUCGAGACAGAUUACGAAAAGUGUGAAACAAAUACUGAUAUUGAAAAGAAAGUGUUUGGAACACAAAAGGAUUGGAUGAAUUUAUUUGAAGACCCCAGUGAAGAUGCUAAGUGCAACCAGUUUGCUAAACACAUUGAGGAUGGUCUUAAAGAGGCAAGAGAAAAACACUUGAAAUGUGAAAUCUUGAUUCCAUGUGGACUGACAAUGCGUAUAGCACGUGACAUAUUAAUAAUGUCCGAGAGCGAGCCUUGUGGGGUUCGAGGUUGUUCACUCAUCAUUCACCUGCAGGAAAAAUCAAAUUGCACUGAGCUGGUAAAGCUUCAGUAUGACCCUACUACAGUAUCAACAUUUGAAAUUCAUUUAACUUUGCAAGAAGAUACACGACAUGUUGUAAGUGUUAGAAAAAUGAUGAUGCAGCUGACUGGAUGUUUCAAGCACUCCACAUACAAAUCAACACCGAAAAUGUUGUGUUUAGCAUACAAGUUAGAAAAACAGAAGUUAUACAGGGCAAAUUGUUAGCUUUCUUUGAAAGAAUUUAACUACUGCAAUUCAGACUGAUGUGCCAAUUCUUAAAUGAAGCUGUAAUAUUAAUUUACAUGUGAUAUUAAACCAGUAAAACUUAAAUUAUUCUAGUACUACCUAAUAUUAUAUUUCACACAUGAGUUUUGUUUUCCUGAUUUAAUAGCAUGUGUACUUUAAGAAAAUGUUGCAAUAGAGAAAGACACUUUCUUUGAACAAAAUUGUUUUUGUACCUAUUUGUUUAUAUGUACAAACGUUUAUGAAUUUUCUUUCAUCCAUAAUGUGUUCAACAGUUUUCAAGUGGGUUAACUUUAUUGUUUUUCUUCAAAGAAUUUUAAAAAUGUUGUACUGAUCUCCCAACAUGUUUUGACACAAAGCAUUCCACUCAUUGCUUAGCCUAACAAGCUUUAAAAUGUGCUAUUAUUCUUGUCAUUGAUUUAAAAGUUUAACCAGUUGAGAUCAUUUGAUAAUUUUAUUUACUUUUUUUUUUAAUAUUACAAGUUGGAUACUGCUAGCUUCUGUGUACUCUGAUUUAUUUUCUAGAUUAGUUAAUUUUCUAGAUUAGUUUUAUUGUAAUUUGUUUUAAAUGUAUGUAUAUUUAUGUUAUAUUUAAGUUUAAGAUUAUACACACUAAAGUGGAUUACAUUCCAUACAGGUUUUACACUAUGUCUUUCAAGAGCAAAUUGCAAAGAUUCAAUAUAUUCAUAUUUCAUUUUUUCAUGAUUGUUAGUUUGAAUGCAGGCAGUAUAUGUUUUGAUGCAUACCUCUUAAUUUAUUUAUAAUAUAUUUAAUAUAACGCAUUUAGUUUCUUGUGAUCAGGUAAAAGUAAGAAAAGUUUUCCAAAUGAUGUUAAGAAGUAAGGAUAAUAAACUCAAAACAAAUUGAAAUUCAAUUUAAUUAAACUGAAAUAUUAAGUUUAGAAUAAAACAUUUUAUUGUGCUUAUUCAUACUUGUAACUGGAUGACG